CCACACCCUGCACUCAAGUUAUGAUGCAGUUCAUGGGGAGCGCACUUUUGCCCUACAUUGCCACUGGGGCUCCACCGCGGGUUUUACUUGAGCUCGGAGGUUAUUGUGGAUUUAUCGUCAGCUGAACGGACUCCUUCCCGGCGAAUAAGAUGGCAGAGUGCGCAGCUGAAGGCGAACUGCCUCAGAGGCGUCUUGCCGUCAAGGAGCAGCAAAAUGGAGAGGCGACAGACCUACCUGUGCGCCUCGACCAGAAGCUGUCUGUGGAUGAGAGGAAACAGAGGGACGUGGAUGAGCGUGAAAACCUGGUGCUGUGGAAGAAACCUCUGCUCACACUCUACUACUUCACUCUGGAACUGCUCAUCACCCUUAAAGAGUGGAUAUGGAGGCUCUGGCACCAAAGACAGACUGUAUUUGGCCUGCUGAUCCUGCUUAUCCUCCUGUCCAUUGCCUACUGCAUUGAAGGAACACACCAGAAGUAUGUGCGCUACAUGGAGAAGAAGACGCUGUGGUGUGCCUACUGGGUCGGCCUGGGCAUCCUGUCCUCAGUGGGUCUUGGCACUGGCCUGCACACCUUCCUCCUUUACCUGGGACCACACAUAGCAUCAGUGACCUUGGCGGCCUAUGAAUGUGGCUCAGUGGAUUUCCCCGAGCCACCCUAUCCAGACCAAAUAGUCUGUCCCCAGCAGGAAGCCCCAGCACCAGGCUCUGAUGCUGAGCAGGUGGGCGUGGAGGCUGCGGGGGUGGACAAGUUGGUGGGAUCAGCAGCCAUCCAUGGAAGCAUCUCUCUCUGGACUAUCAUCUCUAAAGUCCGCCUGGAAGCUUGUAUGUGGGGCGCAGGAACAGCUAUAGGAGAGCUUCCUCCCUAUUUCAUGGCGCGGGCAGCACGGCUGUCUGGAGCUGACCCAGACGACGAGGACUACCAGAGGUUUGAGGAGAUACUGGACCAGACCCAGUCUGCUCAGGACUUUGCCACCCGAGCAAAAGUUGCCGUGCAAAAACUCAUCCAGAGGGUGGGAUUCUUUGGGAUUUUAGCUUGCGCUUCGAUUCCAAAUCCCUUGUUUGACCUGGCAGGAAUAACAUGUGGACAUUUUUUGGUUCCCUUCUGGACGUUUUUUGGUGCGACACUCAUUGGGAAAGCAGUCAUCAAAAUGCACAUUCAGAAACUGUUUGUGAUCGUCACCUUCAGCAGGCACAUAGUGGAGCAGAUGGUCUCCCUCAUUGGAGCGGUUCCGCUGCUGGGUGCGGCACUGCAGAAGCCCUUCAGGGAGUACUUGGAGGCCCAAAAGGCCAAGCUGCACCAUCACACCGGAGAGGGGAUCCCAACUGAGGAGAGCUGGCUGUCGUGGCUUUUUGAGAAGGUUGUGGUCAUCAUGGUAUGCUUCUUUGUCUGCUCCAUUGUCAACUCCAUGGCCCAGAGCUACGCCAAGCGCAAGCAGCAUGAGAAGUACUCGGAGGGCAAGAUGGAGUGAAGGCCAGCUUACAUCAACUUCCAAAGCUCCCACCACUCUUUUCCACAUUUCUGGCUGAUACCCCACCAUUAUCUGAAGCAAAACAUCAGCCUCCAUCUGGUUUCUCUCUUGUUAUUGUAGCAACAUGUUAAUGUUGAACUCGGACUUCCAUUGACUUGCUCUUGAAGGCUUUGCAUUUGGUAGUGAUUUCCGCGGUUGUUCUGUGUAAGGUAGGUGCUAGUUGGGGUGCGUGUGAAUAAGCUGUUGUUAAGUGUCCAUGUUGGUGCUUUUCCUGAGCACGUGAGAAGAAGCUGCUGGCAAUAAUUCUCCUCAGUGAGGCCUUAAGCUGCACUGUUUGUUCCACUAGAAGAACCUUAAGUUCUCAUAUGUCCGUAGAGCCUCUUGAAUUGACUUUAUUUGAAUAAGCUAAGAUUAUUCCUUUGGAUUUUUUGGUGCGUGUUCUGUAAAACCAGCGUGAAGUAAUCUGUUCAAUAGCCCAUUUAUUUAUUAUCUAUAUUUGCUUGUUUAUUGGUAAGAUACAAGUAUUUAUGAUUGUACCGUAGACUUGUUGUUCAGUAUUGUCUUUGGUUAGAUAAGACUUGUCUGUACUUAGUUGUGUCCACCUCAGCACCAUCUCAUUUCUACAUAUUACAGAAGUCAGUUGUAGCAGAGCUGUUAAUGAAUGUUUCGUGCUGUUUUUUGGUGCUGUAGAUGACCACUUCUUCUGUGUGUGCAGUAAAGCUCAUACUGGUACUUUUGGAUGAGAAAUGAUAAAUCGGCCAUGAAUCACCCUGCUGGUCCCUUUGUCUGCCCUUAUUGUUCUGCUUCCAGGAAGAGAGCACAUGAGUCAGCCCGGGGCUACUUUACCAGAUGCAGCCAUAUAUUGAAUCAGAUCUACGUCUGUGUGUGUGUGUGUGUGUGUGUGUGUGUGUGUGUGUGCGUGUGCCUGCGUGUGAGACGGAGAGCUAGACGGAGAUAGUAGGUUGCGUGGCUGCCACAUUUGUUGCUCUCCCUUUUAUCUUUUAUGGAUUAAAGCAGAUUGUGUCCAGCUAAUAGACUCAGGGUCUGCCUUAAGUCUCAGUGCGGCAGAUAGUAGCUGUUGCCUUUAACUUAGAGACAGUCUAUGUCAUGGUAAGUCUGUUUCUUUGUCCUUAAUUGUCCACGGAGCUUCUUUUUUUUUCUCUCUCUUUCAUCCUUUUUUUUUUCCUUUCUCUUUACUCCAGACGAGGACAGCAAGCUCACGUUUGACAUCACAUAAGCUGCUCCUAAAGCAAAUCUCUGCGUCUCAUGCGAUCAAGUGUUCAUUUUUUGGUCUUUUUUUUUUUUUUUUUUUUUUUCACUCCUUGGAUAACGUCAGCUCGCUCUCGAUACAUGCAGUACCUUCUCUUUUUCUUUUUUUUUCGUAAUUGCCAGUGAAAUGUGCUAUUUUCUUCUCCCUCUCUGUACCGCUGCUGUGCUACGCUGGACUGAGCACAGUGGGCGCUAGAGCAGGCACAAGCAGGAGGGGAGGGAGGAAAAAAGAAAAAAAAAAAGAACCCUCAAGCGCACAGUGAAAAGCGUCUGUGCCGUUACCUCAGCUGAACCUUCGAAUGAACUCGUUGCACUGCCCCAGUCACGGAGCCAGGAGACGAAUCACUCGAGUAGAUUCAAAACAGAGGGGUACUGUUGAGCGGGCUGAACCCUGCGCUCUGCACCAGCUCUAGUCAGAACAUUCACAUCUCCUCUUUUUCUCCCAUCAUGGUAAGUCGGAUUAGGAUUUUUUUUUUUCUCUCUUUUUUUUUUUUUCUUUCUUUCAUUGUUGUCUCUGUACAUGCGUACGUCUCAGGCAUGUCCGUCACUCUCUCGGCCUGUCAGAUAGCUUAUCAGACUGGUGUUGGCUGUUAAGAUUGCAAGGCGACAACAGUCUGUAGGCUGUCUGACAUUUCGGGCUCUCUCAUCUGACCAGCAUCCUGUUUUGUCCUCUUUGUGUUAUUGUCACUGUCUCAGUUAGCAUCAGUUCCCAUUCAGAGGUGUGUGCUGCGAUGUCACUUCUCUUUAUCCCAACCGCUCGUUAAAAAAAAAAAAAAACGUCAGCGACAUGCGUCUAUUGUUUAUUUCCUCCACGCUGACGUCUGUGAGGGUUUUCAUGUGGUUUUAUGUGGGGAACUGUGUUUUCACAUGUUUGCAAAUGCAGAUGUAGUGAUGUCAAUAGUGUACUUCUGUAUAUGUGUGUGAGCGUGUGUGUGUGAGUUGGCUCUGUCCUCCUGAAUUUCCAGAGAAUCCAGACAGUACACACCUUAUUGCAACACAUCACAUUGUGACACCCAUUCCAAGGUAUGGUACACAGAGUGCUCACCCCUUCCCUUUUACACUUCCCUCUUCUCGUUUACUGAGUACUUUCUUCUGUUGCUCAAUACGCUGUUUUUUUGUAGGCGGCUGCAUUUUAUUGGAACAACUCUCAUGAGGGGGUGUUUUUCUAAGGGCCACAAAUUGGUAAUUAUACAAAGCUGAAAAUCAUUGCUUGACCAGUGGAUGCUUUUGCCGCAAAGCCUCAGUUUUAUUUUAGAGUCUUCUUUUUCUUUCUAAAAAAGAGCAAAAGGGUAAAACUUUUUUCCUGGUCAUAAAAGCAAAAUCAUUGGAUAACACUGGAAUGGCUCGCUGGCUUAGAGAGUGUUUUUCUUGGCAGUUUCAGGAUGUCCUGUUCCAUAAGGGAGCCCCCUUUUGGCAUGUCUGUCUGAAAGUGUGUGUGCAUGUUUGUCUAGAAAUUCUGUUUAUAUUACUACGUGUAAGUGCCUGUAUUACUUGUCUAAUACAUGUCUGUACCUGGGUUAUUUUUGAUGUGUACGCACUGUUUUGUUUUCCAUCUGCCUCCACUAUAAAUAAAGUCUGUUGAAAAGAG
This is a messenger RNA of Acanthopagrus latus (yellowfin seabream), 4326 nucleotides long. RefSeq names its product vacuole membrane protein 1-like. Bases 150 to 1469 code for a protein of 439 amino acids. NCBI's taxonomy places the organism in Eukaryota, Metazoa, Chordata, Actinopteri, Spariformes, Sparidae. The transcript is spliced from 12 exons. The record is from RefSeq and is a predicted model, not a curated record.